Molecule: messenger RNA, 435 nt
Organism: Cutaneotrichosporon cavernicola
Lineage: Eukaryota; Fungi; Basidiomycota; Tremellomycetes; Trichosporonales; Trichosporonaceae
Exons: 2
Coding region: 1-435 (144 amino acids)
Source: RefSeq, a predicted model, not a curated record
AUGUCCACCGCCCCCGCCCCCGCCGCCACUUGGAUGCCCACACCCCCCCUCCUACCAAUGGUCGACAUCGAGGACCCCCGCUGCUCAUCUUACCCUCCCCCGUACACGGCUGACCCCGUGAGGCCGGAGUGGGAUGGUGCGUACAGCGGCAUCAUCUGCACAACGUACAACACGUCAUACACGUAUCCCUGCUGCGAGCAGUUGGGGGGUACGGCACGCACGUGGUGUGGUCGGGUCCAGUGUGCGUUGAACGACCGCGGAAUCGACGACUGGGGUAUCUGCAUCAACCAGCUCAUGGCCGAGACUGGCGGCCAGGCUGUUGGUCUCGCGUGCGACAGUCCCAAGCUCGCGAAGAGCGGGGCUUCAAAGCUCGGCGCGGGGGUUGGAGUUGCAGGCCUUGUGGCGCUCGCGAUGUGUGUGCUUCAGAUGGCGUGA